Messenger RNA from Cercopithifilaria johnstoni, 318 nucleotides. NCBI's taxonomy places the organism in Eukaryota, Metazoa, Nematoda, Chromadorea, Rhabditida, Onchocercidae. The record is from the annotation of a GenBank genome assembly.
AUGCAACCACAUUUCCUACUGAUAUUAAUAGCAGCAGUUCUGAUCACCAACUUAUUUGCCUUCACAGAAUUAGGAUUCGAUGCAACAACAAGCGGUUGUUCUGUAGAACAGAAUGGGAAAACUGUUUGUCAAUGUUGCAAAAUAGCAUGUUGGUAUGAUGUUGCAAAUGCAGCAACAAACAAUCUCGGGCAUAAACCCGGUGAAAAUGGUGAACAAGAAGCAUUGGAUACGCUACAUGUGAUUCGUUUAUGCAUCUUUUUGAAAUGUCACAAUGUAUGUCCAAAAACUCCUCGAGGUUUAUUCAAAUUAAUGAACUAA